ACAAAUUUAUAGCAACAACAUGAAAGUUGAGUAAGAAACUUUGCAUUAUACUCGAUGGAGAUUCAAUUUGAGGAACAAAAGAAGAGUUUGAGACCAAAAAGGAGCAACAAAUUGUUCAAAGGUGGAAACAAAAAGAGUGAAACAAAAAACAAGUUUGUUGGGGUGAGACAAAGACCAUCAGGGAGAUAUGUUGCUGAGAUUAAGGACACCACACAAAACAUAAGAAUGUGGCUUGGAACAUUUGAGACAGCCGAGGAAGCCGCGAAAGCUUACGACGAAGCCGCGACACUUCUUCGUGGCUCCAACACUCGCACCAACUUCGUCACACAUGUUUCCUAUGAUUCUCCUCUCGCUUCUCGAAUUCAAAAUCUUCUUAACAAUCGAGAAAAUCGAGAAAAGGGUUCUAGAAAACAAGUAGAAGAAAAUAUGGAGGUCAGAAGCAACACCACGGUUAACAAUCGAGAAAAUCGAGAAAUGGAUUCUAGAAAACAAGAAGAAGAAAAUAUGGAGGUCAGAAGCAACACCACGAACACCACGAACCGUGAUACCACAACUAAUGAUAAUACCAAUAAUUUCAAUGUUAAUAGCACCACUAACGUUACUACUAAUAUUACUAGUGACACGACUAGCAAUAGUAAUACUAUUAGUAGCAUCAUUGACACUAUUCACAUGAUUAGUGGUACUACUGAUAGUACUAGUGCUAGCAGCGUGACUACUAACACUAGUACUACUUCGAGCAAAAACAACAUUGGUGAAAAUAUUGAAAACUCGAUUUCUAGUGUAGCAACAAUGCAAAACACAAGAUUAUUCGAUGAUGCAUAUAGGCCGGAUAUGAGAAAUUUCUACGAGUAUGAGUCAAGUUACAAUAAGUCCAAUGUUUCAUGGGAUUUUGGACCUAUUUUUGAUAACUUUCCUUUUGGUCAAGGGUUGGACAUGGUUGAUGAAUUAGGGGUUUCAGAAUUUGAAAGGAUGAAAGUUGAAAGACAAAUAUCAGCUUCACUUUAUGCAAUUAAUGGUGUGCAUGAGUACAUGGAAAACUUUCAAGAUUGCAAUGAAGCUCUAUGGAAUCUUUCACCCUUUUGCUCAUUUUUAUGUUCAAACAAUAUGCAUCAAGUCUAAAUCUCUCUCUUUGUUAUACAUCUAUUUGUGUGUAAAGACUAAUUUUUCAAAUUAGACAGAAUCAUUGUUUUAACAUUUUU
Molecule: messenger RNA, 1199 nt
Organism: Lathyrus oleraceus (garden pea)
Lineage: Eukaryota; Viridiplantae; Streptophyta; Magnoliopsida; Fabales; Fabaceae
Product: ethylene-responsive transcription factor ERN2
Exons: 1
Coding region: 55-1119 (354 amino acids)
Biological process (GO): regulation of DNA-templated transcription
Molecular function (GO): DNA binding; DNA-binding transcription factor activity
Source: RefSeq, a predicted model, not a curated record